AAGUUAGAGGAGUUAGUUACAGGACGGUUUUGGGAGUUACGUUUAGUCAAUCGUUUCGCUGCAGGAGAGUCUGUUUCCCUUUGACCAGCCAUGUAGCUUUCCGUAUGCUCAGCUACUAAAUAGAUUGCGAAGGUUAAAACAGGGAUUAGUCUGCCAGUUCGCAUUUCGCAUUUUGGACAGCGACAGGCGACAGCCAUGGCGACGUCGUCGCCAGCUGUUCGCAGGAGAUCGUCAUUCCCAAGCGCCUUGUCGCAGCCGUCGCUCCGCACCUCUCCGUCGCCCGCGCGACCAGUUCCGCCUUCCGCGUGGGAAACCCCCGCCGUCCUCCGCAGGCGCGGGCGAAUUCGGCGGAAUCGGGGGAAGCGGGGGAAUGGGGGAGGGGGGAGCGGUGAGCGGAAGCGGCCGUCCGCGGUUGCGCCGGCGCCGCGCAUUCGCUGACAUUGCUGGCGCUGCUAGUGUCCCCACAAUCGGCGCGUUUCAGACGUAUCGCCACCCGGAGCAGCAGCUGUGGGAUUGGCUGGUGGAUUCAGGCGUGGGAGGGGAAAUUGCAGGGAUCCUUCUUUCCGUCGUCCAAGUCUCUCUGGCCGUCCUUCUCCUCCUCUCCCUCCUCUCCCUCUCUCAAAUCAUCUUCACUCGCGUAACCAACCCCACAAAACCCCCGUUCUCUUCCUUUUCCGCUCCGUUUCCCUUCCCCGCGUCUCCCACCCCUUCCUCGCCUUAUCCUUCCAACCACAACCAAUACCACCAGCAGCACCAGCAGCAGCAGCAGCAGCACCAGCAGCAGCAGCAGCAGCAGCAGCAGCAGCAGCAGAGUAAUCAGCAACAGGAUGUUGCGGAUUCUCUCCUUGUCCCCCAACGAUCAGCCAAUCAUUCUGAAACACGUGGCACAACUCUACACACUCCCACGCCUUCCGCCUCUUUCCCCUCCCCGUUCCCGUCCCCGUCCCCGUCCCCUGGCCCUUCCGCUACCUCCUCUUUCCCUCUGUACCCCCAAAAGCUACGCUCGUUUCUUCAUCAGUAUACUCCUUAUAAGCAGUUGCAGCACCAGCAACAUAAGCAGCAGCAGCUACAGCAACAACAGCAAUGGCAGCAGCAGCAGUAUCAGCAGCAGCUGCUACAGCAGCAACAGCAGCAGCAUCAGCAGCAGCUGCUACAGGAGCAACAGCUGUAUCAGCAGCAGUUGUAUCAUUCACUCCCUCACACUCCAACUCCCCAUCGCCCUUCUCACACCCCCCUCGCUCACUCCUCUCUCUCACACCCGCCUUUCUCCCCCCAACCAACACCAGAAGCAACUACUGCUGCUGCAACACCCAACGCCCCUUCCUCCCUCCCCACCCUCCCCCACCACUCCCACUCCCUCCUCUCCUCUCUUUCUCACACUCUCCACCCCUCUCUGGCCCUCCACCACACCCCCUCUCUCGCGCACUCCCUGCCCUUACCCCUGGGAAGCAAGAGGAAGCAAGUAGAGACAAAGGAGGAGCUGCAACAGCUGUUGAUGAAUUUAGAUGGCAAACUUGCUGCUGCUUCUGCUGCUGCUGCUGGGGUGCAGCUACAGGCAGAGGCGGAGGCGGAGGGGGGUAUUACCCCCUCUCGUAUCAACAGUCUCCUGGCAGUCUCCCGGCGCACUAUCACCAGUCCCAACCAGGCCACUACCACUACCAGAGUUCAGAGCGCCUUCCACCGAUCUCUCCUCGUGCUCGUGCGGAUUCACUCGUUCAACCCCCCUCUCCCACUCUCCUCCGCUCGUCCUCGCUUGGCGCACCAGCCUCCCCCUCCCAUUCACCCCUCACCGUUACACCCUCCCACCUACGCUCCCCACACCUACCCCCUCCGCCCCACCACACCUCCCUACCGCUCCCCUCACUUUCCCCCUCUCAAAUCCUCCCUUUGAUACAGUCACCUCGGAUUCUCUCACGCCUGAUACAUUCACAUCUUAUAACCCCUCCUCGCCCCUCCUAGUGCACCCUAGGCUGACUCCUAGCCCGUCUCGAGCCGCCAUAGUGGGGAAGAAAGGGGAGGUGGAGAGAUUAAAGCCCAUGGCGCCUGGGGAGGAGGAGAGGGGUUUAGGAGCCUGGGCGUGCUGCAGUGGAGGGACACGUGGCGCGACAGGAUUCGCCAGUGGUUCUCGCAGCACCUGCUGAAGGCCCUGGUGAAGAAGAUUGAGGCAGCUCCAAGCAAGUUAUCAGCAGCAGCAGCCCCUCUCGGCCUCUCCCUCUCCCUCGAACCUCUCGACAGCCUCGGCAACUCGGCCGUACCUCUACCUGCAGGCUCGGCAGGUCUGACCCAG
Messenger RNA from Closterium sp. NIES-67, 2287 nucleotides. The record is from the annotation of a GenBank genome assembly. Lineage: Eukaryota; Viridiplantae; Streptophyta; Zygnematophyceae; Desmidiales; Closteriaceae.